Molecule: messenger RNA, 2535 nt
Organism: Alosa sapidissima (American shad)
Lineage: Eukaryota; Metazoa; Chordata; Actinopteri; Clupeiformes; Clupeidae
Product: hereditary hemochromatosis protein homolog
Exons: 6
Coding region: 244-1461 (405 amino acids)
Biological process (GO): immune response
Cellular component (GO): external side of plasma membrane
Source: RefSeq, a predicted model, not a curated record
ACGUGACUGUUUCCCUUUAAACUUUAAAGGUCUUGUUUUGAACAUGCUACUGCUUUCACUUUGUGAAUCCAGUCAGCAGCAUAGAGUAACAGCAGCAUAGAGUAGUCUAGUAAUAACAACAUGUGAUUUCUGCUCUUAUGUUCUUACAGCUUAUAGCAUUUCAAUCUAACUGUCUGUCUUGAAGGAAUAACUGGAUUACAUACACAUUUCCUAAACGAGCUGACUUGAUCUGAAAAAGAAAACAUGAUGUUCCUCUUUGAAGCGUCAGGCUCAUCUGCAACUGCAUUGUGGAUGUAUUUACUACUGAUCUCCAGUACUUUCUCAAAGGGUUCAGAUGUUGACACACUUGAGGUCCAGUACACAGUGCAUCAUGGCCCAGGUGGUAAACUGCAGUUUCAGCAGACAACUCUGUUCAAUGGACAUGUGAUAUUUGCCUGUAGCAGCCCAACACUGAGAGACCAACCACAACAGCACUGGGUAACAAACGCAUUCACCCAAGAGGGACUGGAGGAAAGACAUGAGCAGUGUAAAAGUCAAUGCUAUGAGCACUUUGCUUCAUUUGAGAAGAUAAAACAGACUAUCACUGUUUCAGCAGAUAUUUUUCAAAGACGUCGAGGUUGUAUAAUCAACAGUUCAGAAAGGUUUGCCUUUGACAAGUGGGGUGUGAAUGGUGAGGACUUCCUGACCUUUGACCCUGAUGCUCUUAAAUGGACGGCUCAGAGUGAUGAGGCCAACCCUUUAGCAUCAGAGUGGGAUGGAGAGUACCAUAUGAAUAAUGCUUACAAAGAUUUUGGCAAUAUUUUGUAUUAUUUAGUACCUAUCUUGAAGAUGCAUCUACCAGCAAGGCCCAGCGAUGACGCACACGCAGGUAUGGAGCUUCAUAUCUUUGGCAAACACAUCCCAGGAGGAACUGUCUCAUAUUUACAGUGUCUUGUGGCAGACUAUAGCCUAUCAGGAGUCAGCAGCCAGUUAACUAAAGAUGGAGUUCCUCUUGAUCAUGGAGUUUAUCAGACUGGACCUCGUCCAAAUGGAGAUGGAACAGUUCAGAUGAGAGUCCAGGUUAAGACCACAAUGGACAACAGCAAAACAUAUCGUUGUGAAGUUCACAGUGAGACUUUCAACAAGUCUGUUAUCUUUGAUGACCAAUCAACUCACCAGAGUACUGUGAUUGGGGAUUUUGAAUAUGCUGUCAUUGGGACUGUUGCAUGUGUCAUUGUGCUUGUUGUUGUAAUUUGUUGCCUAUGGUGGAGACAGCGGCACUGGAGGCAGCUACACAAAACAAAUUCUCCUGAAGACGGAACCCUUUCACAGAAAUCUCAAGAAGAAAAAAAAAAAGUGAAAUAUAAAACUGAUGGCAGCUCAUCUUCAGAGUCAACUCAAAGGCUGAACGCUUCCACAUCUGAAGGAAAAAAUAAACGUGUGACAGCAUUAACAAAGUUCCCAGUUGAAAUGGCAACCUGAGUAUUUCAGUGUACUGGAUAUGUAAAUGUAAAGGUUUCAAAGCCAAGUAUACAAGGAAAUUGGUCUCUGAAUUUAUCCCAUCCGUGAAUUAGUGAACACACAGUGAGGUGAAGCACACACUAACCCGGAGCAGUGAGCUGCCUUGCAACAAUGGCGCUCGAGGAGCAGUGAGUGGUUAGGUGCCUUGCUCAAGGGCACUUCAGCCGUUCCUACAGGUCGGGGAUCGAUCCGGCAACUCUUCGAUUCCAAGCCCGAAGCCCCGUGCCCUUUAGUAUUACAUGGUCAGUUGCCAUAUGGAAAAUUACUAAUGAUCACAUAAUUAAUGAUCACCUAAUCAUACAUCCAUAUCCAUAAUCAUAGGAAUCAAUUUGAUUGCAUUGUGGGUUGUAAAGCAGACACAUAAGAUCAAAUACACAAUGAAAGGAUUUGUAUUUUUGUCUACUGUGGCUAAGUGUACCAUGUGGUCAGUUGUAAUGUGUUUUAUGGUUAAUUGAAUUGUUUGGUCUAUUGUAAAUUGUUAUAUGUCAUGUAAUAUGUUGGAAACGGUUUGAUUUGCAAAUGGAACUAUGCUAUGGACACAGGAAUAGAAGGCUAUCUGCUGCACCACUGUGAGGAUAAGGAGAAAUGCAACAAACUUCCAUGUCAUUAUUUAUUUAUUUUUAAAUUGAAAAUUGUCAUUUGCACUCUUUAGCCUACUUGAUCUAUUUCUUUUUGUUUUAUUGCCUACAAUGAACAAUAUGCCUGAAAACAGAUACAGCUUAAAGGCACCAUGUAACUCUUUCCGUUGGUUGGACAUUUGUUUCUGACUUGUAACUUCUUUGCAGAUGUAAUGCCUACAAGUCAAUAAAUGAGUAUUACUCCAUAAUUACUGUAACUAGGUUUAGGACUAAAUUAAUCCACUGAAAUACUUAAGAUUCAGCAGAGAAAAAGAUAAAGCAGUUCUGCUGAUUUUCAUCCAAAUUGUCAUUUUGCCACCGUGUUUGGUUGCAAAACUUGCUUAGUUUUAAACUGUUAAGGUGUAAUGAUGUGUAAUUGUUUGCUAAUAUAAUUAAAUGUCACACUUUGAAUAUGAAA